CUUUAGACUCUGACAGUACAGUUGAUGUUCAGUUUCAUGAAGUGGAGCACAUUAACUGUGUGAAAUAACGGGUUGUCUGUGUAGGUCCAGUCAUGUUGGUGUGUGUUAUUGUGUCGUUCCUUGUCCUUGUGCUCUCCGUGCCCCAGUCACCGUGUCGUCACUGUUGUGAUGAUGACUUUCUGUCAGACAAGGCCCUCACAACACUUCCACCAGCCAUGCCUGAGAUACACACAUACAUCAACAUGACCAUCUUCAUAGGUGAUAAAGGGCAAUAGGGUGAAAAGGGAACACCAGGAAAGCCUGAGGUAGAAGCUCACGGAGCACCAGGUCCUGAAGGCUCCAAAGGCUCUAAAGGUCAAGUGGGAGCACCUGGUACUCCAUGCAAGUCGAAGCAGUCUGCGUUCUCAGUGCGUCGACGCAAAGCCCUCCCCAGCAUAGACUCGUACCAGGUGAUUCUCUAUGACACAGUCUUCGUCAACUCACCUGGCCAUUUUGACAUGUUCUCCACCAAGUUCCGCUGCAGCGUUCCCGGCAUGUACUGCUUCAAUGUACAUGUGCACAUGUGGAACUUCAAGGAGACCUUCAAGGAGCGCACUCUGGUGUACACUUAGCCCGAGGAGCGCUCUAUCAUGCAGAGCCAGAGCAUCCUGCUGCACCUGCGGCUCCAUGACCAAUUGUGGGUGCGUCUGCACAAGCGUGAGAACGCCAUCUACAGUGAUGAUCUGGACAUCUACAGUGAUGAAUUGGACAUCUACAUCACUUUCAGCGGCUACAUCACAUCAUCCAACAAGGCCUAA
This is a messenger RNA of Tachysurus vachellii, 797 nucleotides long. Its product is annotated as complement C1q tumor necrosis factor-related protein 6-like. NCBI's taxonomy places the organism in Eukaryota, Metazoa, Chordata, Actinopteri, Siluriformes, Bagridae. The record is from RefSeq and is a predicted model, not a curated record. Gene Ontology annotation, molecular function: protein binding.